AUGUCACUGUCUGGUGGAUGGGAAGUUCGGUUCAGCAAUUCGCGGCGGCUCCCUUACUUUUAUAACCCCACGACUCGUGCGUCUAUGUGGGAAUUGCCUGACGGGAUCACGGAGGAACAGGCGCGCGCGUUGCCAGGCGGUCAGCUGCUUGGAGAAGCGUCGCAGAGCAACCGUCCGGCCCAGGUACGCGCAAGCCAUUUGCUGGUAAAGCAUCGAGAUAGUCGUCGUCCUAGCAGCUGGCGCGAGCCUACCAUCACACGCACAAAGGACGAAGCAAUUACACAGCUUCGUGAGUUCCAGCAACAGCUUGGAUCACAGCCAAAUGUGCAAACAUUCUCGCAGCUGGCCGGCCAGUAUUCAGAUUGCUCAUCAGCGCGCUCAGGAGGCGACCUCGGCUCGUUUUCACGCGGCCAAAUGCAGCGCCCCUUCGAAGACGCAGCGUUCGGCCUAUCUGUGGGUGAAAUGAGCGAUAUCGUCGAGACAGAUAGUGGUGUGCAUCUAAUUCUCCGCACUGCUUGA
This is a messenger RNA of Malassezia globosa CBS 7966, 519 nucleotides long. RefSeq lists its product as uncharacterized. The transcript is spliced from 3 exons. NCBI's taxonomy places the organism in Eukaryota, Fungi, Basidiomycota, Malasseziomycetes, Malasseziales, Malasseziaceae. Gene Ontology annotation, cellular component: cytosol; nucleus. Gene Ontology annotation, molecular function: protein binding; peptidyl-prolyl cis-trans isomerase activity. Bases 1 to 519 code for a protein of 172 amino acids. The record is from RefSeq and is a predicted model, not a curated record.